Dichomitus squalens LYAD-421 SS1 is the source of this 1434-nucleotide messenger RNA. RefSeq names its product SecY protein. The transcript has 5 exons. Gene Ontology annotation, cellular component: Sec61 translocon complex; membrane. The coding region runs from base 1 to 1434 and encodes 477 amino acids. Gene Ontology annotation, biological process: SRP-dependent cotranslational protein targeting to membrane, translocation; post-translational protein targeting to membrane, translocation. Gene Ontology annotation, molecular function: signal sequence receptor activity; transmembrane protein transporter activity; ribosome binding. Lineage: Eukaryota; Fungi; Basidiomycota; Agaricomycetes; Polyporales; Polyporaceae. The record is from RefSeq and is a predicted model, not a curated record.
AUGAGCGGUUUUCGGUUUUUGAAUCUCGUCCGGCCUUUUCUGCCCAUUCUCCCCGAGGUUUCCUCCCCAGAUCGCAAGGUUCCCUUCAACCAAAAGGUGCUAUGGACAGCCGUCACCCUCCUCAUCUUCCUCGUCUGCUCCCAAGUCCCCCUCUACGGUAUCAUGUCCUCCGACUCCGCUGACCCCCUCUAUUGGAUGCGUGUCAUCCUCGCGUCCAACCGUGGAACACUCAUGGAGCUUGGUAUCACCCCUAUCGUCACUUCCGGCAUGAUCAUCCAGCUUCUCGCGGGCGCGAACUUGAUCGAGGUCGACUUCUCGUUAAAGGAGGAUCGCGCGCUCUUCAGCGGGGCUCAGAAACUCUUCGCCCUCAUCCUCGCCCUCGGUCAGGCUACAGUUUACGUUCUCACCGGCAUGUACGGUCAACCGCGCGACCUUGGUGCGGGUAUCUGCUUGCUCCUCAUCAUCCAACUCGUCUCUGCAUCCCUUAUCGUCAUCCUCCUCGACGAGCUGCUCCAGAAGGGUUACGGUCUCGGCUCCGGCAUCUCCCUCUUCAUCGCGACGAACAUCUGUGAGUCUAUCGUGUGGAAAGCGUUCUCUCCCACUACCGUCAACACCGGCCGUGGCCCCGAGUUCGAGGGUGCCGUCGUCUCCCUGUUCCACCUCCUCUUCACUUGGAAUGACAAGGGCCGUGCCCUCCGCGAGGCCUUCUGGCGCGAUCGUCUCCCGAACAUCAUGAACCUCAUCGCAACCGUUGUGGUCUUUGCGGUUGUCAUUUACCUACAAGGUUUCCGCAUCGAGAUACCCGUCAAGUCAAACCGCUUCCGUGGCCAGCGCGGCUCUUACCCCGUCAAGCUCUUCUAUACCUCCAACAUGCCCAUCAUGUUGGAGUCCGCGCUCACGUCAAACGUCUUCAUCAUCUCACAGAUGCUCGCUAGUCGCUUCCCCAACAACUUCCUCGUCCGCCUCCUUGGCGUUUGGGAGCCCCUCGAGGACUCGCCCCAGCUCGCGGCUGUCUCGGGCAUCGCAUACUACAUGUCGCCUCCCCACACUCUCCGCUCUGCCCUCCUCGACCCUAUCCAUACUCUUAUCUACAUCGCAUUCACCGUCACAGCGUGCGCGAUCUUCUCAAAGACUUGGAUUGAGGUUUCGGGCUCUGGCCCGCGCGAUAUCGCGAAACAGCUCAAGGAUCAGCAGAUGGUCAUGGCUGGUCACCGUGAGGGCUCCAUGUACAAGGAGCUCAAGCGCGUCGUCCCAACUGCGGCUGCGCUUGGUGGUGCCAUCCUCGGCCUCCUAUCUGUAGUGGCGGACUUGAUGGGCGCGAUCGGCAGCGGGACCGGUAUCCUCAUGGCGGUCACGAUCAUCUACGGCUACUGGGAGAUUGGCAUGCGGGAGUCGGGCGGUCCUGAGAUGGCAGCGCUCGGCGAGCUGUUCUAG